Hippopotamus amphibius kiboko is the source of this 2916-nucleotide messenger RNA. It is a transcript of the gene MVK, whose product is annotated as mevalonate kinase. Gene Ontology annotation, molecular function: ATP binding; mevalonate kinase activity. Lineage: Eukaryota; Metazoa; Chordata; Mammalia; Artiodactyla; Hippopotamidae. Gene Ontology annotation, biological process: isoprenoid biosynthetic process; cholesterol biosynthetic process. Gene Ontology annotation, cellular component: cytoplasm. The record is from RefSeq and is a predicted model, not a curated record.
UCGGCUUGAGCGCUCUGAUUGGCUGGGUGGAAGGAAGAGGCCGCCUCCUUCCGGCACCCGGGAACUCGGGGAUGGAGUGCCGGAGCAGCUCGGGCUCGAGAGCAGAGGACCUGUGGCGACAGGACUCCCAGGAGCCAUGUUGUCAGAAGUCCUACUUGUGUCCGCUCCAGGGAAAGUCAUCCUUCAUGGAGAGCAUGCGGUGGUCCAUGGCAAGGUAGCACUGGCUGUGGCCUUGAACUUAAGAACGUUCCUCCGGCUUCAGCCGCACGGCAAUGGGAAAGUGGGCCUCAACUUACCAAACAUUGGUGUCAAGCGGGCCUGGGAUGUGGCCAAGCUUCAGAUGCUGGACACCAGCUUUCUGGAGCAAGAUGACUUCACAGCACUUACCCCGGAGCAAGUGGAGAAGCUAAAGGAGGUGGCAGGCUUCCCUGAGGACUGUGCCAACCCAGAGCACCUGGCUGUGCUGGCCUUCCUUUACCUGUACCUGUCCAUCUGCCGGAGUCAGAGGGCCCUGCCCAGCCUGGACGUCGCCGUGUGGUCGGAGCUGCCCACCGGGGCCGGCCUGGGCUCCAGUGCCGCCUACUCCGUGUGUUUGGCGGCCGCCCUCCUGACCAUGUGCGAGAAGAUCCCAAACCCGCUGAAGGACGGGGUGGCCGCCGACAGGUGGACCGAGGAGAACUUGGAAUUGAUUAACAAGUGGGCCUUCCAGGGGGAGAGGGUGAUUCACGGGAACCCCUCUGGAGUGGACAACGCUGUCAGCACCUGGGGAGGAGCGCUCCGAUACCAGCAAGGGAAGAUUUCAUCUUUAAAGAGGCCGCCGGCUCUGAAGAUCCUGCUGAUCAACACCAGAGUCCCUCGCAGCACCAAGGCCCUGGUGGCCGGCGUCCGGAGCAGGCUGCUCAAGUUCCCAGAGAUCGUGGCCCCCCUCCUGACCUCCAUAAACGCCAUUUCCCUGGAGUGUGAGCGGGUUCUGGGGGAGAUGGUGGCGGCCCCGGCCCCGGAGCACUACCUCGUGCUGGAGGAGCUCAUCGACAUGAACCAGCACCAUCUGAAUGCCCUUGGUGUGGGCCAUGCCUCGCUGGACCAGCUGUGCCAGGUGACCAUGGCCCACGGACUGCACAGCAAGCUCACUGGCGCGGGCGGCGGGGGCUGUGGCAUCACGCUUCUCAGGCCAGAUCUGGAGCGGCCAAAGGUGGAGGCCACAAAGCAGGCACUGAUCAGCUGUGGGUUCGACUGCUGGGAAACCAGCAUCGGUGCCCCUGGUGUUUCUGUCACGCGGCCACGUCCCUGGAUGCCCCUGUCCGGCAAGCCCUGGAUGGCCUCUGAGAUGAGCCCCCCCACCAUGAAGCCCCUUCCCAUACUGUUCUGGGCGCUGGAGUUGGCCUCUGUGCCAGCCGUGGGCACCCAGCCCCUCUGUGACGCCCCUCGCGCUGGCCAUGCCCCCCAGUCCCCAGCGUGAGUCAGGCUGCCCGGAAGCCAUGGUCUGUGUUCUGCAGUGCUCUCGAGCCAGCAGGCAGUGGGGCCACGUGGGGUCCUCUGAGACUGCGGACCUGAGACUCAAGGGCCUCUUUCCCGUCCUCUCUGAAGCUCCCACGGACCCACAAACUCCCUGGUGGAGCUGCUUGGAUGCCAGAUGCAGGGAUCUGGUUCCCGGAGCAGCGGGCCUUCUCCCUCCCUCCUCUCCUCACCUCCUCCAGGAAACCUCGCCAGGCUGUUCUCUCCAGCUAGACUGUGGGUCUCCCCAGGGGGUAUCUGGGUGGUGGUCUUUGCCUUCUGCCCUGCGGCCCCAGGGUUGGCCACAGGCAGGGUCGAUGUGCAGUAUCUUCCAGUCUGAACCCAAGGGGUUUGCAGAAAGGAUGGCAAAGGGGGAAUAAAAAGAUCUUGAGUAAAUAGUGCUUCACUCCAUGUCCGGAAAGAAGGGGGAGGGUCUGGUAGUCUCCAGCUGCUCACACCUGCCUCCCCUGUUCUGUCCCUUCUCCAGCCACUUUCUCAGUGGAAAGAAAGGCUUUGGGUCACUUGGUUGUGUCUCGGGAUGGGCUGGGGUUUCCCCAGAUGGCCCUGGCUAGACAGGGACGGAUGCCCGGACAUCAAGCUCUCAGCCUGUCAGCAGAGCUCCAGCCCACUUUUCCAGAAAGGGGGAUUUUAAGCUUCCUAGCUUCUGAAAUCGUGAGUACCCACUAAUUUGCAGACUUCUGUAAGAAAUGGAAGCAAAACCUGCUGUAAGUCAUGGAAUAUUCCUUUCUUUCUUAAAAUUGGGUGGGGAAAAGAGACUUGAGUGCUGGUAGCCAGUGCCUGCCACCUACCUAGCCCUAUUUGAACUUUAUAUUGCAAGUCAAGGCUCUUUGUGAAAUGGCAGAAUCCGUGCAAAAGGCUUGGUAGCCAGCACAUUGCACCUGGAAGCUCUGGGAGCCCCAGGUCUGCAAGAGGCCUGGCAAGAAGGUGGGGCUGGGGCAGGGAGUGCAGGAUUUGGUUAAAAUGGUUCUGUGCUUCUGCCCUUGGCCACUAGGGGGCAGCUGGCGUCUUUCCCAGCAUCUUCGAGGGGAGGGUGAGUGGGAACUAGCCUUAGAGCAGUCUCUCUGCCCCCCACACCAGGGUUCUCUCUCUCUCUCCAGGUUCUGCCUGGGGUCACUGCCAGGAAUCUGAGGGUGAUAGGAGGAACAUCUGCUCCAGCUUCACGUGGGAAAAUGGCCCUAACGUCACUGAUGGGGGGUUGCCCGCCUCCACCCUUCAAAGCAAAUAGUGCCUAAAAUGAUAAUACUAAUACUGAGGGCUUACCAUGAGUGGGGCACUGUUCUAAGUACUGUUCCUUAGUCAUCUCUUUUAAUCUACCCCAGUCUUGGAGAAUAAUUGCUAGUCCCAGCCCCAUUUUACACAUGGGGAAACUGAAGCUCAGAGAGGUUGAGUAACUUGUCCAAG